This is a messenger RNA of Pieris brassicae (large cabbage white), 1044 nucleotides long. Its product is annotated as UDP-glycosyltransferase UGT5-like. The coding region runs from base 73 to 978 and encodes 301 amino acids. The record is from RefSeq and is a predicted model, not a curated record. Gene Ontology annotation, molecular function: UDP-glycosyltransferase activity. The transcript has 4 exons. Lineage: Eukaryota; Metazoa; Arthropoda; Insecta; Lepidoptera; Pieridae.
AGCUCUUUGGGAGGUGGACCUUCUGCUUAUAGUUCCUUUGGGGCACCAUCUCAUCCACUUUUGUACCAUUCAAUGAUUUCUCAGAAGCUGUAUAACCUUACGCUCUUCGAAAAAGCACAAGAGCUGUUUAAGAAUUAUUUUCUUGAAUACAUAGUUGCACAAACCGAGGAGUUUGAUUAUGAAAUGAUGAGACGAAAUUUCGGUGAAGAUGUGCCAAAUUACGAGGAGCUACAGAAAAAUGAGCUAAAACACGUCUUGGAUUCCUCAAAAAAUGGUGUUAUCUAUGUCAGUUUUGGUACUAGUGUAAAGGCAUCCGUGCUUCCGCCAGAAAGAAUUGAAGCCAUGGCAAAAGUAUUGUCUCAAUUACCUUAUGAUGUUCUGUGGAAGUGGGACAAGGAUGACAUACCUGGAAAAGGCAAAAAUAUUAAACUUUACAAAUGGUUCCCACAGCCGUCUCUUCUUAAACAUCCAAAGAUCAAGCUUUUUAUCACCCAAGGAGGUUUACAAUCGACGGACGAAGCGAUUAAUGCAGCUGUACCCCUCCUGGGGAUACCGAUGCUUGGUGAUCAGUGGUACAACGUAGAGAAAUAUGUGCAUCACAGAAUUGGCCUUCAGCUCGAUAUUCAUCAGCUUACAGAAGACAACUUUAGGAAUGCAAUUGAAACACUUAUUCGAGAUAAGAGUUACAAAGAAAACAUAGUAAAAUUACGUUCUCUUAUGAGAGAGCAUCCCGUAGGACCCUUGGAAAUGGCAAUGUGGUGGAUUGAGCAUAUACUUAAGUAUGGUGGAAGUCAUUUGAAAUCGCCAGCCGCUGGCAUGCCACUAAUGGAAUACUACGAAGUACCACUGCUAUUAGCCGUAAUUGCUAUUAUCAUCGCUGUUACAACUGUGAUGAUAUUUACUGCUAUUUUUAUUUGGAGGAUGGUUAAGGGUUGUUUUAAAUCUAGGAUAAUGAAGAAAAAAAUUAAAUCGAACUGAUCUAUGGUAAAGUAGCGUAUUUAUUCAUAAAAAAACUCUUUAAUUAAAUAAAGAAGUCGCGCAGAA